Fragaria vesca subsp. vesca is the source of this 768-nucleotide messenger RNA. RefSeq lists its product as uncharacterized. The record is from RefSeq and is a predicted model, not a curated record. Bases 1 to 768 code for a protein of 255 amino acids. Gene Ontology annotation, molecular function: protein binding. NCBI's taxonomy places the organism in Eukaryota, Viridiplantae, Streptophyta, Magnoliopsida, Rosales, Rosaceae. The transcript has a single exon.
AUGAAGUACAACAAAAGAGGCCCUGAAAAGCAAAUAUCACCCGUUUUGUCAUCGUAUAACACCGUGAACUCCGUCAAAAACCUUCUUCAGAAAAUGGCAGCGGAGGUGGUGCUGCAGGUAGCUCUUCUCAUCCUAACCCUCACCAUAUUCUACACCAUCCACAAACUCUCCAAAAAAGCCCUCACCAAACUCCGAACCAACAACCGAGCCACCCUCCAAGCCACCCGCCACUUCGUUCUCGGAUCCCAGCUCCUGACCCGAGCCCGAUCCGCCCCGCACAAGACCCAGUCCCACUCCCACGCCAAAACCGCCCUAACCGAGGCCGAGAUCGCUCUAUCUCUCUCCCCCCGAGACCCGGGCCCGCACAUCCUCAAGGCCCUGGCUCUUGAUCUCCUCGGCCACCGCGCCGCCGCGUUGAGAUCGCUGGACGCGGCGUUGUCGCCGCCGUGCGUGAAGUUACUCGCGGAGAGGGAGCGUGGGGAGGCGCUGGUGAAGAGAGCGGAGCUGAAGCUGGCGGUGAAUAGACGGCGAAGGGUUGACUCGGCGGUGGAGGACCUGGUUGAGGCGGUUGGGCUGAGUGAGGGUGAGGGUGAUACGACGGCGUUUUGUUUGUUGGGUCAGUGUUACGAGUGGAAGAAUAUGAGGGAGGAAGCUAGGGAGGCGUUCGAGCGGGCCUUGAGGAUGGAUUCUGGGUCCGUUUUGGCCCGGCAAGGCUUGGACCGGUUGUGGCUUAAUCAGAGUCAAGCCCAUGAAAUUGGACCUGACUAA